Linnemannia hyalina is the source of this 1686-nucleotide messenger RNA. The record is from the annotation of a GenBank genome assembly. NCBI's taxonomy places the organism in Eukaryota, Fungi, Mortierellomycota, Mortierellomycetes, Mortierellales, Mortierellaceae.
AUGAAGGCCAACCAUGAGACCUUGCGACGGAUUCAGUGGUGGGCAAGCCUGUUGGACGGAGUGUGCGACGCCGAUGUUGAUGGUCAGGCUGUCGAUGACAAGGGUUGGCACAAGAUGAGCGCUCGGAGCUUUUUGUCACGUAUCGGUCUGGCAUUCUUUCUCGGACUGAUCCCGGGAGUCGGGUUCCUGAUCUGUGCGACGCUUUCGUACUUCAAGGUCUAUCGCCCUCUCAUAGACCGCUUCAUGUUCGACGACUCGGAGCGCGUUACCUUACAGCGCUACGCGCGCCAGUGCUUUGUAACCGACCUCUUAAUUGGGCUCUUAUUCCCGGUGGCUCCGUUCUUGCGACUGGUGUUUUGUGGCAACUUGCUGAUGGUCGACUCUGCAUGGAUCCGAGUCGUGCGACAUGAUGAGAAGUGUGCUAAAGCCUUUUCUGAGGCCUACCUUGGCUCGGCUGCUGCUGCGGCGGAAGUGAACGCAACCUUGACGGCGACCGGCAGCAGUGGGCUGUUGAAGCAGGAGCUGACCCACAGAAUGACAGUCAAGCCGAUAAAGAAGAAGCCGCAGGAAGCCUUGCAGAGACUGGUCAUCCCCGCUCCUCCUCUUCCUGCGAAACCUAUUAUUCCUCGCGCGAUGACAGUGACGAAUUUCACAAUAUAUCCCUCUCUAUCGCCCAUACCUGAACUCCCGGAGGCAGCAGAGGCGGAAGUGGCGAAAGUGGUAACCCCGAUUCCGAUCCCUGGACAACAACAGCAGCGGCAGCAGCCGGCUGCUGCUACAGGAUGGCACUAUCUGGUAGGCAGUGACAAUGAAGCAAUGGAUGAGUACUUUGCGGCAAUGGUGAUUAAUGCUGCAGGAGCCGAUAAGGUGUAUUCCUUCCCACUCCCUCGCCUGGGAGCUCAGGCUCGUCGCAACCGUGCCACUGAGGCUGUCUACCGAGCUUAUGAGGUAACUUCUUCUACUGCUGAGUAUUUUACUCCGCCCGAGGCUCAUGAUGUCGAAGGCGUCGCUGGGGAUGAAGAUGAGGAUGUUGACGAUGGAUCACCUCCAGCUUCGCCCAAAGAGAAGCCCUUGACGACUUGCACUCUUCCUCUUCCAUGGCCUAUCCCAAAGUGCAAGCAGCACCAUAUCCCGCCGCAGUACUACUAUCCCAAGCAAGGGCACCUGAGCGACGACUACUGGCGACUGAGCUGUCCCCUUCUAACAGGACUCGGAGCCAUAUCCGGAUCUGGUGCCACAACUCGUUCAGGAUCACGACACGGAGGAUCCGACAGUGGCAGUCCCAACUCUAGUGCAGACUCCAGUCUUGGGUAUCCCAUCGAUCUGAAGGCGAUGGCGUUGGCGAGAGGGUGUAUCUCGAUGUCGUCGGCGCUGCCAGUUAUGCGAUGGCGCAAUCGAGAUGUGGAGUAUAGAGGAUCUCUUGUUGGUGGUGGUGGGUUUUUGACGGGCGAAAAUGACUUUGAGACCAACGAGGAUGAGGAUAUGGAAGGAAAAGAGGAGGAGGAGUUGGAGAACUCGGACUCGGAUGCAGACGAGAAGAUGUACGAGUGUGGUGAUUAUAAAGGUGACAAUGAGGAAGAGGAGGAGGAGGAGGGGUUGCAGACGCAGGGGUCGGAUCUGUCGAGUGCUGGUGAUUGUGAGUUUGGUCGCGGUGGUUCCUCGGAGAGCGGUGGUAGUGGAUGUUGA